AUGCAGCUCUUUUCCACCCUCCUCCUCCUCGUUCCGGCCCUCGCCUCGCCCGUCGCCCGGCGCCAAGAGGAGGCGACCUGCAGCCAGAAGUCGGCCAAGGUCCCCGAGUGGACGCUCACCGGCUUCGACUACCACGCCAGCUACACCUUCACCACGCCGGCCCACCAGAACUCGUGGGGCUACAUCAGCUUCAACGUCUCGAACCCCGUCCUCGACUACGACGUUGCCUGCAGCGCCGCCAGCAGCCAGCUCAGUGACUUCUUCUACGGCGACCAGGUCUACACCUGCAGCCCGCCCGUGGGCCAGAGCGCCGCGACCUCCUUCACUUGGAGCUACCCCGAGCGCGCCCUCACGCUGAACCAGUCCUGGACUUGCAACGAUGACCCCAGCUAUCCCACUCGCUUCACCGCAAGGGGAGACGCCGUUGCCGAUCUCCAGUGCGAGGAGACCUCUUGGGAGAACAGCAACUGGACCUUGGGGCAGGUCUACUCCCAGCGCAACAUCAACUGCGGCAUUAUUACGCUGCCGACCCCGGUCAAGGCCAUCUCGGCCACCGCCUAG
Colletotrichum graminicola M1.001 is the source of this 561-nucleotide messenger RNA. RefSeq lists its product as uncharacterized. The record is from RefSeq and is a predicted model, not a curated record. Bases 1 to 561 code for a protein of 186 amino acids. NCBI's taxonomy places the organism in Eukaryota, Fungi, Ascomycota, Sordariomycetes, Glomerellales, Glomerellaceae. The transcript has 2 exons.